Molecule: messenger RNA, 471 nt
Organism: Lindgomyces ingoldianus
Lineage: Eukaryota; Fungi; Ascomycota; Dothideomycetes; Pleosporales; Lindgomycetaceae
Exons: 2
Coding region: 1-471 (156 amino acids)
Source: RefSeq, a predicted model, not a curated record
AUGUAUAAGCUCACGACAAGAGGAUUGCGCAGCUUCUAUCAUGUUAUGCAAAUACCUCAUCACGUUCCCAAUUCAGAAAUCUGGACACUAGAUGGAGCAGGCAGUUGCAAGGAAGAAAUAAUACGUUGUGGUGCGGCCGCUCCCGAGAAGACGAAUAGUGUAACAAAGAAGACUGCCGCAAAACGACCAGGCUGGCCGAAUCCCAAGGAGAUAAAGGCUUUAACAAAAGCAACUAGUGGUAUGAAACUCCCAAGCCUGCUGACUAUAGAUACGGAGGAACUGUUCUAUAGAAAGCGUUCACAAGCAGCGGCGAAAGGUGCUGAAGAGAAUAUCACCGGCAGUGACAGUCUCGACAGCCAAGGCAUGACCCUUCCCAGCCAAGCUCAGUCCUUGGUGAUCGUCGACAUCACAAGCGAGGCGCCAAAGAGACACCAGAAAGCAGAUUUUAUUGCUAGCGGAGAGUAUCGCUGA